Molecule: messenger RNA, 2984 nt
Organism: Paramisgurnus dabryanus
Lineage: Eukaryota; Metazoa; Chordata; Actinopteri; Cypriniformes; Cobitidae
Gene: pxylp1
Product: 2-phosphoxylose phosphatase 1
Biological process (GO): dephosphorylation; glycosaminoglycan biosynthetic process; chondroitin sulfate proteoglycan biosynthetic process
Cellular component (GO): Golgi apparatus
Molecular function (GO): phosphatase activity
Source: RefSeq, a predicted model, not a curated record
UGUUUAACGCUGCUCACAGACUUUCAGCCAUCAGUUACAAAGAGUUCUUUGUGUGGUCAGCCCCCCUUCACAUAGCUGUGCUGUGAUUGGCUGAGAGCUCAGUCCUAACACUCCAUUGGUCGUGCAUAUUUUACAAGAGUGUGAGAGGCAAAGAGGGUUUUGAUGCUGUGUAUAGACUGAGAAUGAGGUGUACACACACACACACACACAUAUAUGCACACACACAUAUGCUCUGUAACACAUCUUCAGAAUGGCUGCUCGUUUAAAUCAGCUAACUGUUUUACUUCUGUCUGUGCACCUGAUUCCGACCAAUCCGGUUGCAGACCAGAGGUCACAAGGUAAAAGCAGGAAGCGAGUGAAUCCGGUUCUCCAUACGGAGCCGCCCAGCCCUGACCCAAUCCGAGACACCCAUCAGUACUGCAAUUACCCCAAUCUCACUGAACACGGCUGGGAGGGUCACAGUCCAGCCGACUACAAACUGCUGUCGGUCCAGGUGAUGAUUCGCCAUGGUGACCGUUAUCCUCUGUACUCCAUUCCUAAAACUAAGAGACCUGCUAUAGACUGCACACUGUCAGACAAGAGAAAGCCCUCUCACCGCCUCUUGGCCUCUUUCAUAAAUCACAUGGCUCUGGGAGGGCGUGGUCACUGGGAUGCAUCAUUGGGAUCUCUUCCUCGAUUACCCAAUCACAGCAGUUGUGAAACAGGAGAGCUUACACAGACAGGUGUCGUACAGCACUUAAAAAACGGUGAUCACCUUCGUCAGGCCUACAUCAAGCGUCAUAACCUGCUCACCGAUGACUGGUCGCCAAGGCAGUUGUGGGUGGAGACCACAGGUAAAAGCCGCACCCUGCAGAGCGGAUUGGCUUUCCUGUUCGGCUUCUUGCCAAAUUUUGAUUGGUCGCGGGUGACGGUACGACAGCAGUGGAGUACGCUGUUCUGCGGUUCCUCGUGCGACUGUCCUGCGCGUAACCGUUACCUGGAUCAGGACCAACGCAGACAAUACCGCCAUAGGACGGCAAACACCGAACUGGAGCACACGUAUGUCGCCAUGGCGAAGGCUUUGGGUGUGGCAACGAAAACUCUCAGGGCAGCCAAUCCGGUGGAUGCGCUGUUAUGUCAUUUUUGUCACAGUCUUGCCUUCCCCUGCUCAAGCACACGGACUUUAUCAGACACUCCCGCGGAGGAGGCGUGUCUUACGCUACAGCACUUUGCCGUGAUUCGCCGGCAACAGAAGGAUGAUGAACUGGACCGAAGAGAGGCGGGGAUAUACCGUCGCUACGCCGUGCUCGCAGCGCAUCCGUAUCUCAACCGCACUGCGACACGACUGGAACGGAUCGCAAAAGGCAGACAGACGCGCAGAGGAAAAGAGGAAGCGGUGUUUGCUUUAGCCUCCGCCCAUGAUGUAACUAUGGCGCCGCUGCUAAGCGCCCUGGGACUGGAAGGGGCGGGGUUUCCUAGGUUUGCCGCCCGGCUGGUGUUUGAGCUGUGGAACGGCCCAGAAGUGAAAGAAAAUAGCGGAAAAAAAGGAAAAGGGUUGGACAAUGUGUUUAUUCGUGUUCUUUAUAAUGGCGAAGACUUGACCUUUGACACAGCCUUCUGCCGUGACCACAGACGUGAUUUUGCUCAACCCCUCUGUCCUCUGGGUAAUUUCCUGUCUUUUGUUAAGAGGGAUAUGUUUAAUAUUAUCAAUGCUACAAGUUACCAGCAGGCCUGCCAUCAAAAUGUACUGUAGUACGAAUGUGAUUAGUGAAGGAUGUAAAGCACAAAGCGCGCACAGACAGCAGACAACUCUGGGCCAGAUCCGGCCCACAGUCAUCUGCUGUCUGGGUGAAUAAUUAAUUGUUAAAGAGAGAAUCAAGAGAGAAAAUUGGAACAUUUCCCUUAAACAUUCAAUUUUUUUCAAUUAUGCACCCUAACAGGUUGUGUACAUCUUUCAUGAAACAGAAAAACAAGUUGAAAUUGUAAAAGCAUACAUGGUGCUGCUGUCGGACUUCAAACAAUUGACAAUUAAAGUAUCGUAAAGGUUUUUUCACAUUGACACGCUAAACGACAAACAAACACCAACAUUCAAAGUUAGCUGCUGGAUUUAAAAUGAACGAGUUUGUUGGUGUUUGUCGGAUCGGUGUAAAUAUUUUUCCUGAUGUUUGGACUGACAUGAGUGGAUGUGAAUGAUAACUUUUAGAUGAACUAUUCCUUUAAAAGUGAUUGAUAAGAUUGUUUUUGUUGGACCAAAUAGUUGUCCUUGCACAAAAUAGUUUGCUAAACUUAGAUUCAACUGACAAAGUCAGAAAUUGUUUACAACAGUCACUGUUAUUCAAUAAAUGAGAUUUAGGUAUUAAAUGAUCGCACAUCUGAAUGUGAUAGCAAGGAUUGAAAACCACCUAAAUCCAGCACCCAAACCAACACAACCUCAAUAAAAUUCCUACGUAUUUUACGAGGUAUUUGGUUUUCAAUUCGUAUGAUUUCAUACAAAAUUGCUACCUCGUAAAAUACAUAUACGAAUGUGAGAUCAGGUUGGACAAACACACAUAUUCACUUCUUGCCUUUAUUCUGAGUCAGUCUAAUGCAGACAGUCAUUAAGACAAUCCUAGUCGUUUCACUUUAGACAAAUUUUAACAAUGCAUUUGUGAUGUAUUUGUCAUUCUUAAAUCCAGAUGUCUUUGUUUGUAGGAAAUUUAGGGCACUCAGCCACUUUAUAGAAGAAUUCCUGUGCGAUCGGGAAUGAGAUUUGUGUUGCUCGGCUCUCUUGUGGAUGACUCUACGGUAGACCAAAUGUGUUCAGUUCUCACUGAAAAGGUAUUUUAUAGUUUUAAACACAAUAUAUUGUCAUCCACAUUUGGUGUCCUCUUAAUUUCUUUAUUUUAUUUCAAUAGCAGUGAUAGUAUUUCUACAAAGCUUUGUAUGUUUUAGUGAAGUGUCUAAUCAUCACAUUCCAAACCUCAAAGCAGAUUUUUUUAAAUAAAACAAAUUGUUUUGUCUGAAAA